Molecule: messenger RNA, 1573 nt
Organism: Nestor notabilis (Kea)
Lineage: Eukaryota; Metazoa; Chordata; Aves; Psittaciformes; Psittacidae
Gene: GABRD
Product: gamma-aminobutyric acid (GABA) A receptor, delta
Exons: 9
Coding region: 118-1476 (452 amino acids)
Biological process (GO): nervous system process; chemical synaptic transmission; signal transduction
Cellular component (GO): neuron projection; GABA-A receptor complex; synapse
Molecular function (GO): GABA-A receptor activity; extracellular ligand-gated monoatomic ion channel activity; neurotransmitter receptor activity
Source: RefSeq, a predicted model, not a curated record
AACUCAGCCUCAACUUACACAGCCAACGAGGAUGGCAACGCUGCUGGAGCUGCGGAGCUGCCAAGAAAUCCGGGAAACCUGGGUUUUGUUUGCCACUGUCUAAUAAAUGGGAGUAAAAUGGAAUUGCUUACCUGGGUUUUUCCUGCCCUGGUCCUACUGUGCACCCAGCAGCACAGGUGUAUCAGAGCUAUGACUGACAUUGGAGAUUACAUAGGUUCCAACAUCGAAAUAUCCUGGUUACCCAACCUGGAUGAUUUAAUGAAAGGGUAUGCACGUAACUUCAGGCCUGGGAUUGGAGGUCCUCCUGUUAAUGUUGCUCUCGCAAUUGAAGUAGCCAGCAUCGACCACAUCUCAGAAGUGAACAUGGAAUAUACCAUGACAGUAUUCCUGCACCAGAGCUGGCGAGACGACCGCCUGUCCUACAACCACACCAAUGAGACACUGGGCCUGGACAGCCGCUUUGUGGACAAGCUCUGGCUGCCGGAUACUUUCAUAGUAAAUGCCAAGUCUGCCUGGUUCCAUGAUGUGACAGUAGAAAACAAACUGAUCAGGCUCCAGCCAGAUGGAGUCAUUUUAUACAGCAUCAGGAUUACCUCAACAGUGGCCUGUGACAUGGACCUUUCCAAGUAUCCGAUGGAUGAGCAAGAAUGCAUGCUGGAUUUGGAGAGCUAUGGCUACUCUUCAGAGGACAUUGUCUAUCACUGGUCAGAAAACCAGGAGGAGAUCCAUGGGCUGGAUAAGCUGCAGCUUGCUCAGUUCACAAUUACCAGCUACCAGUUCACAACAGAAAUUAUGAACUUCAAAUCUGCAGGUCAGUUUCCCAGGCUCAGUCUCCACUUCCACCUUCGCCGAAAUCGAGGCGUUUACAUCAUUCAGUCUUAUGUUCCUUCCAUCUUACUCGUGGCCAUGUCCUGGGUGUCCUUCUGGAUCAGUCAGUCUGCUGUGCCUGCCCGAGUGUCAUUAGGUAUAACUACUGUUCUCACUAUGACUACAUUGAUGGUCAGUGCCCGAUCUUCACUUCCACGAGCAUCUGCCAUCAAGGCACUUGAUGUUUACUUCUGGAUUUGCUAUGUGUUUGUCUUCGCUGCACUGGUCGAAUACGCGUUUGCACAUUUCAAUGCUGACUAUAUGAAAAAGCAAAAGAACAAACUAAAGGCAAGAAGGCAGAGUGCAGAGAUAAACGUGAAGAAUGCCAUUGUUCUGUUUUCCCUUUCCAUAGCUGGUGUGAGUCAGGAACUGGCCAUUUCCAACAGGCAGCACCGAAUUCCCAGAAGCCUGCCUGGAUCUUAUGGCACAAUAGAAAUAGAAACUGGAGAGACAAAACAGCGGCAAAUAAUGAAACUGGAUAAGAAGAGUGGUCUGAAGUCCCUCUUUAAGCCCAUUGAUGCCGAUACCAUUGAUAUAUAUGCCAGAGCUGUGUUCCCAGCAGCCUUUGCAGCAGUCAAUGUCAUAUACUGGGUUGCAUACACAAUGUGAAAAGCUACAAAUUGAACAAUGCCUACGGACUAAACAGCCCUUGCAGAAACUGUAUGGAUCUAUCUAUUCUCAAUAGAGCUUGAGGUACUUCUAAAGU